Meriones unguiculatus (Mongolian gerbil) is the source of this 795-nucleotide messenger RNA. RefSeq names its product cancer/testis antigen 55-like. The record is from RefSeq and is a predicted model, not a curated record. Lineage: Eukaryota; Metazoa; Chordata; Mammalia; Rodentia; Muridae. Bases 1 to 795 code for a protein of 264 amino acids. The transcript is spliced from 5 exons.
AUGGGGGUCAUGAUAUCCAGGUCUUCAUGCUGCUACUGCCGCUGCUGCUUCUUUGACUGCGGUUUCAGCCGUUUCCUCAUGAUGUUGCGUAGAGAAUUGUACUUCUUUCAGUGGAGGAUUGAAUCUGUCGAAAGAGACCGGGAACAACUGGAAGGUGAACCAAACACUAAGAUUGUGAAGGGCAUUGUGACAAGCUGUGGGCAUGAUUAUGUCUGGAUCGAAGAAUGCAUCUUCUUCAGCACAGAUGAUUUCAUUGACCCUAUGCCUCUGCAAGCUGGAGAUAAAGUCGUCGCAUUUGUAGAGGAAGACCCACUAUCACAUGAACUGAAAGCCACUGAAGUUUGUGUUGUCAUAGAAGACGAUGGGCCUAGAGAACCAGACUGCAAGAUCCAAUAUUUAUCUGCUUGUGUUUCCCAUGUGAAGAAAGAUAUCAUCUACAUCGCUGAUGAAUACUACUUCUAUCUAGACAGUAUUUCUAAAGCCAUCUUAGGUUUCUCGCCUUAUGGAGGAGACUGGUUAGAUAUUGAGUAUUCUGUGCAACAUGAUUCAUCAAAAAUCACAAUACACUCACUGAAGGCCACAAAAUGCAGGCAACUGGAAGAGGUGUGUGUGACCAGUAUCCACAAAGGACAAGGAAUGCUGAACUACAGUAUCUUUUUCACCUUCCGCUCACUGAACCUUCCCACUGGAUACACUCCUCAUCUAGGCCACAUGGUCAGCGUGGUGAUAAUUCAGAGCAUCCGGCCCAAAUACAACUGGAGAGCAAUCUCCAUGACCCCAGUGAAGAAGGUGUAG